AUGUAUAGCCAACAAUGGCAACCAACACGUCCGGCUGUCGUUCAGGCCCAGCCACAGGAACGAGAGCCGCCUGGAGUUGCACCUUCCUUGAUACCAUCGCACAACAGCAACGGCGGGGGCAGCGGCGGCAAUGGCAGUGGCAGCCGCCAAGGCACUGGACCUCCCCGCUUUGGUAAACCACCGGAUGCCACUGGUGGUCCGGUCUCUGCGGCCAUCACGCGAGGAGGUGCAGCAAGCGCCGGCCCCGGUGGCAACAACGGCGGCGGGGAUAUUCACAGCAGCCAAGGCGGUGCCAACGGCGGCACGUAUCCCGCCCCGGCAGCUCAACAGCAACCUGCUCCGGCUCCGGCUGCUGGGAUCAUUAACCCAUUCGACCUAUCCGCCGCCGAGCCCUCACAGCCGCGUCACGUUCUAGUCCGAGUAGACGGUGACACAGGAUUCUACCUCGGCAACGCCGUCGGCCGUCCGGCGCCGCAGGAGUUUUCUCUCCCGACAGAGGUGGACGGAUCGCGAUCCGUGGCCAACGGAGACCAGAUCCAGACUGGAUGGAGCAUCGACUACUACGGCCUCUCGCGCAGCCGCCAUGAGUACGGCAACGGCAUUGGGUGGCGGUCUCAGGAAUCGGAGGCCGUGGCGGACGCGCAGGGUAACUUUGGGUGGCCGAGGAAGUAUGUGUGCUCCAUGUGUUGCCUGCGAUGGAACGCCAUGCCUCUGCCCGCCAAAGUGAUUCGGGGAGAUGUCAGUCAAAAGGACCGGAUUGAACUGAGGAUAGCUUACAAGAACGCGUAG
Messenger RNA from Colletotrichum fioriniae, 789 nucleotides. NCBI's taxonomy places the organism in Eukaryota, Fungi, Ascomycota, Sordariomycetes, Glomerellales, Glomerellaceae. The record is from RefSeq and is a predicted model, not a curated record.